This is a messenger RNA of Erythranthe guttata (spotted monkey flower), 1860 nucleotides long. RefSeq names its product 26S proteasome non-ATPase regulatory subunit 12 homolog A. The record is from RefSeq and is a predicted model, not a curated record. NCBI's taxonomy places the organism in Eukaryota, Viridiplantae, Streptophyta, Magnoliopsida, Lamiales, Phrymaceae. Gene Ontology annotation, cellular component: proteasome regulatory particle, lid subcomplex; cytoplasm.
GUAAAACAGAUUUCAACUCUCUCGUCUCCUUCCUUCUCUCUCUCUCUCUCUCUCUCUCUCUCUCUCUCUCUCUAGGGUUUGAUUUUUCAUCGAUUGCACGAAAAUUUCCCAGUUCCUCGAAUCUAUUUCAUCAAAAUGGAAAAUGGAGGGGGAGAUUUGGAGGCUAAAAUUGAGAUGCUGCUGAACGUGGAGAAGCAGAUGAGGCAAGCGGGUGAAAUCGCCGGCACUCGGAAGGCUGUCACCGACAUUAUGCAGCUGUGCUUUGAAGCCGGCGCGUGGAAAACACUCAACGAACAGAUUGUGCUUAUUUCUAAGCGGCGUGGACAGUUGAAGCAGGCUGUACAAUCCAUGGUCCAGCAAGCAAUGCAAUAUAUUGACCAGACUCCUGAUAUUGAUACUAAAAUAGAGCUUAUCCAAACUCUUAACAGUGUAUCUGCUGGGAAGAUAUAUGUUGAGAUAGAGAGAGCUCGGUUGAUCAAGAAACUUGCAAAGAUUAAGGAAGAACAAGGACUUAUAGCUGAGGCAGCUGACUUGAUGCAGGAAGUUGCGGUGGAAACAUUUGGGGCCAUGGCAAAAACUGAAAAAAUAGCUUUCAUACUUGAGCAAGUCCGUUUGUGUUUGGAUCGUCAGGAUUAUGUUCGUGCACAAAUACUCUCGAGAAAGAUUAGUACUAGGGUUUUUGAAGCUGAUACAUCCAAAGAAAAGAAGAAGCCCAAAGAAAGUGAAAGCAUCAUUGAAGAGCCUCCUGCUGAUAUUCCAUCACUGUUGGAGUUGAAACGGAUCUACUACGAAUUAAUGAUUCGCUAUCACGCACAUAGCAACGAUUACCUUGAAAUAUGUCGGUGUUACAAGUCGAUAUAUGAGAUUCCCUCUGUGAAAGAAGACCCUGCUCAGUGGAUACCGGUGUUGAGAAAGAUUUGCUGGUAUUUGGUCUUAUCUCCUCACGAUCCUAUGCAGUCUAGUCUGCUUAACUCAACCCUGGAAGAUAAAAACUUGUCAGAAAUUCCCGACUUCAAGUUGCUGUUGAAACAACUAGUUACCAUGGAAGUUAUUCAGUGGACAGUUCUGUGGGGCACGUUCCAAAAAGAGUUUGAGAAUGAAAAGAACAUGCUUGGUGGUUCCUUGGAUGAAAAGGCAGCUGAGAGUCUGAAACUUAGAGUAAUAGAACAUAACAUCCUUGUUGUCUCAAAAUACUACGCACGGAUAACAUUGAAGAGGCUUGCUGAUCUAUUAUGCCUUACCAUCCAGGAAGCUGAGAAGCAUCUCUCUGAAAUGGUUGUCUCCAAAGCAUUGAUUGCAAAAAUCGACAGACCAAUGGGUGUGAUCUGUUUCCAAUCAGCCAAAGACAGUAACGAUAUUCUAAACUUAUGGUCAACGAACCUGGAGAAACUCCUCGACCUUGUAGAGAAGAGUUGCCACCAAAUUCACAAGGAGACUAUGGUCCACAAAGCUGCACUGAGUUUGAAAAGCUGAUUAAUCUCUACGUAAAGGUCCGGUUUCUGUGUCCGUUUUAUUGAUUUGGCAAUGACCAAGAUGGACUUUUGUUGCUACUCUUCGGCUCUUCAUAUCAAACGUGGUUACAUGUCCAGUCCUUUUUAAUGCUUUUACUUUUUGAAUGAUUCAUUUGUCACUUUAGACUUAAUGCAGAGGAAUGAGUUGGGUCUAUGCGCUUAUAUGUUUGGAUUUUAUCGUAGAUCACUCACAAAUGUAUGUCACCAAUGUUUUAAUUUUUGAAGACUCGGGAUUUAUGGAUCGCGAUUUAUCGAAUCUUCCUUAGAAGCUCCUUAAAUUCCAAUGAGAAAAAGUCAUGUUGAAUCUUUUUCAUGACUUGUUCAUUAAUUCGCAGAUAUUUUUUUGCUU